CUUUGUUAUAGCAUUAUCUUGAUACUUUAUUAUUUAUCUCAAUGCAUUAUAGUUGAUACCACGUCUAAAUAUAAUUAAUAAUAAAUACUAAUAAGCUUGAGUUACCACAUGUGUUGAAAUCGUGAAACAUGCCCAAUGUUUAAACUUCAAACUUUAAAUAGUUUAGUAUCUACUUCCUUACAUUCUAAAAUAAUAUAAAAAUUAAGGUUACUUCAAAUAAUUUAUAAUAUCUAAUUAUAUUUUAAUUACACAGCUAUGAGUAAUCCUAAUCAAAAUAAAUGGAAAGGUGGUCGAUAUUGGCAAAAGUAUAAAAAUAAUAAUAAACUUCAACAUCAUACAACAGGCGAGUUUGAUAUUAGUGAUGUAAAUUUAAAUUUAAACAUUGACGAUACUCAAGAAGAUUUUUUUCAUGGAUGGCAACUUUAUUUUCCAACUGAAAAAUAUUAUAAAGAUAGCUUAACUGUAAAAUUAAUUUUAGCUACAAUAUCAUUUUUAAAAAAAUAUGAACAAAACAUUUCUAUUGAACAACUUAUAGAAAAUAAAUCUUAUAUUUUCAAUGUUGAUUCCUUAAAUGAAGAUGAAGAUUUCAUGUUUAUCUGGUCAAAUUUUUGGGAUGAUUUAACCAAUCAACCUAGUUAUACAUUAAAUUGUUUAGGACUUGCAAUUCAUCAAUAUGCACUAGAAGAAUUAAAUAAAAAUAUUCAUGAUGAUUGUACUAUGUUCAAAAACUUGCCUAUGAUACACCCUAGGAUAUUGAAUUUUGGUCCACUUUUUCAUUUAAAAUGUUUAAAAGCAGAAACAGAUGGAAAAUUAAUUUUAGUUCAUGGGACCGUCAUAAAAGCCAGUAGUUUAAAAUUUCAAUGUUUGUGGUUAGGAUUUUCGUGUAAUACUUGUGGUUCAAUUCAAAAUAUAAAACAACCUGAUGGUAUAUUUACAAAACCAAAACAGUGUGAUAAUAUUGCAUGUAAAAGUCAUUCAUUUUCUAUAAAUAGGAAUUUACCAUUUACUCAGACAAUUAAUUGUCAAACAAUUAGAGUUCAAGAAUUACAAAGUGAUGACCAACGAGAAAGUGGUAGAGUACCCAGGACUGUGGAAUGUGAGCUUACAAACGAUUUAGUAUAUAAUUGCAUUCCUGGUGAUGUUGUUACUGUAACUGGUAUUGUUAAGAAAAAAUUGUGUAAUUCAAAUAAACAAAGUGCACAAAAUAAAGAAUUAAACAUUUUUAUGCAAUAUAUCGAAGUAGUAUCCAUACAAAAUAACAAAAAUCAGUCAAAAGGAAAGGUUACAAGUACUGCUUUUCAAUUUACUAUGAGAGAUUAUUACUCUAUUCAAAAACUUCAUUCUAAACCUUAUCUCUUUGAAGUUAUGGUAAAUUCCAUAUGUCAAGGCAUUUAUGGUCAUGAAAUGGUGAAAGCUGGAAUGUUAUUAUCACUAUUUGGAGGAAGUAACUGUUCUCUAAAUCAAACACGAGGAGAUAUUCAUAUUUUAGUUAUUGGUGAUCCUGGUCUUGGAAAAUCACAAAUGCUUCAAUCAGUGUGUAAUAUUUCUCCAAGAGGUGUGUUUGUUUGUGGAAGUACUUGUUCAUCAGCUGGACUUACUGUAAGUUUAACUCGAGAGAAAGGCAUAGAUUUUUCUUUAGAAGCUGGGGCUGUUGUAUUAGCUGAUCAAGGUGUGUGUUGUAUUGAUGAAUUUGAUAAAAUGUCUACAGAUCAUAAUACAUUACUAGAAGCUAUGGAACAACAAACGAUAAGUAUUGCUAAAGGUGGCGUCAUUUGUUCUUUACCAUGUCGUACUACUAUAAUGGCUGCAGCAAAUCCAAUUGGUGGGCAUUAUAAUUGUGAUAAAAGUGUAUUAGAUAAUUUGAAAAUGAGUCAAGCUAUGUUAUCUCGUUUUGAUUUAAUAUUUUUAUUAAUAGAUACACCUAAUGAGAUCACUGAUAAAAAGCUAACGGCACAUGUGCUAAAUAUACAUUCAAAUAAGGUGAAAGAAACUCAAAAUGUAAACAAUUUUUCUGAAAAUUAUAGUUGUCUUAAAGAAAGAUUGUCAGAAUUUGGGAAAAGUUCCGAUUAUAUUUCUCAAGCUGAACUACGUAAAUAUAUAGCAUACGCAAGAAAAUAUGUUUCAUCUCCAACUUUGUCAAAUGAAGCAAAAGAAAUGUUACAGCAAUUUUUUAUUGAACUAAGGUCAAAUAAUUUAAGUUAUGGUAUUCCAAUAACCAUAAGACAAUUAGAAUCAUGUAUUAGAUUAGCACAAGCUAGAGCUAAAGUAGAACUGAGAGAAGAAGUUUCUGCAAAAGAUGCUUAUGAAGUUAUUGAACUGCUUAAUUUUAGCCUUGUAAAAACUCAAUGUGAUGAAUUUAGUGGUUUUGGAUUCAAAAAAAGUGUUAAAAAAACUGGAAUUCGAGCUCAAUCUAGAAAACUAUUAAAUGAAUUACAAAGACAUAAUAAAACAGAAAAAGUCUUUAAUAUUGAUCAAAUGAAGUUAUUUUCAAAACAAUUAAAUAUUGCAACUUUAGAUUUUUACAAUAUUGUAGAUCUACUAAACAAUGAAGGAAUUUUAAUUAAAAAAGGAAAUAAUAUGUAUGAACUAAAAGUUUAAUAAAUACUUUCAAAU
Molecule: messenger RNA, 2613 nt
Organism: Sipha flava (yellow sugarcane aphid)
Lineage: Eukaryota; Metazoa; Arthropoda; Insecta; Hemiptera; Aphididae
Product: DNA helicase MCM8
Exons: 2
Coding region: 256-2598 (780 amino acids)
Biological process (GO): DNA replication; oxidative demethylation
Cellular component (GO): nucleus; MCM complex
Molecular function (GO): oxidoreductase activity; single-stranded DNA binding; ATP hydrolysis activity
Source: RefSeq, a predicted model, not a curated record